This is a messenger RNA of Pieris napi, 1806 nucleotides long. RefSeq names its product elongation of very long chain fatty acids protein-like. The record is from RefSeq and is a predicted model, not a curated record. Gene Ontology annotation, biological process: fatty acid elongation, monounsaturated fatty acid; sphingolipid biosynthetic process; fatty acid elongation, saturated fatty acid. Lineage: Eukaryota; Metazoa; Arthropoda; Insecta; Lepidoptera; Pieridae. Gene Ontology annotation, cellular component: endoplasmic reticulum membrane. The coding region runs from base 767 to 1573 and encodes 268 amino acids. Gene Ontology annotation, molecular function: fatty acid elongase activity. The transcript has 5 exons.
UCACAAAGAGUUACAAAUUACAAUCACUUAGUAAGAAAAUUUAAGGUAGUAAUUGUGUACGCUCGUUCACAGAUAUAUAGAAAUUUAUCAUAAAUAAUAUAGAAAGUAAAAUAAUAAUUAUUGAAUAACGCUUGCCUUUAAUACGAGGAUAUUCAUAUAAUUUCUCUUCAUACUAAUAUGAUCCUUUUAGAUAUCAAAAACCUAAAUCAGCCGGCUGGUCCCCGUGGGGAACUAGACCGAAACCCUUCAAUAUUAAACCAACAACAACAUAAUGAAGAAAACAUUAAAAAGAAUGGAGAAGAUUGGAGGAGGCCUUUGCCACCUGGCAAACGGACACGCAAAAGUGGAACAAAAGAACAAUCUACGAAAAAUAAAGAAAAAAAUACUGUCAUGUCCGAAAAGAGGCUAUAAUAUAAUAAUAUAAUAUAAAUCAGUCUCAAUGCAUAUAAAGACAGCAAUGUUAGACGGACUGAUUUUCUUAAAUAAUAAAAAUCAUAACAAUUAAUCAACUAGAUGAUUCUAUUAAUGUUGACGGUGUAAUUCAACCGUUUGAAGUGUUAUUUUUGCGUAAAUUAAAUCAUUAUAACAUCGUGGGUUAUACAAAAAUUUAAAUAAAUUGCGUAAUUAUAUUAUGGUAAUGUCAUAUCAAUACAAAGCUAAUUUUGCCAUUGCAAACUGGAACGUCGAGGCUAACGAAUGCAUUUCGUUAGUUUCAUAAAGACAUAAUAUUUUAUGAGUGUAAAGUGUGAAUAACAGUUAAACGAAAAUGGAUAUUCUUAACAAAACAAAAGCAGAGUGGCAGCCAGAUUCAAAAAAUGUAGAUAUCAACGAAUGGUUCCUCAUGGGAUCGCCAGCACCAGUUUUAUUAAUUAUGGCGACUUACUGGAUGUUUGUGAUUAAAGUGGGGCCAUCGGUGAUGAGUAAACGUUCACCAUUAACUCUAAGAAAUAUCAUGGCUGCCUAUAAUUUUGCACAAAUAAUACUAGCAUUUGCCAUUUUCUCCAAGGGUGCUGUUUUUAUGUGGAAAAAUGGAUUUAUACAAACCGAAUGUAUAAUGGAAAAUAUUGAAUUAAAACAUUCUGUAACGAACGGCGUCUAUUUGUACCUUAUAACAAAAAUCACCGAGCUACUGGACACAGUGUUCUUCAUAUUACGUAAAAAGUAUAACCAAGCGAGUUUCCUUCACAUAUACCAUCACUCUAUUACAGUAUUAAGCACUUGGAUAGCCUUAAAAUACGAGCCCAAUACCAACUCCACACUGUUCGUGGGAACUUUGAAUUCAUUUGUACAUAUAAUAAUGUACACCUAUUAUGCGUUGUCUGCAUAUCCACAAUUGACAAAAUAUCUGUGGUGGAAGAAGUAUAUAACGAAAUUGCAACUGGUACAAUUCGCCGUGAUGAUAGUGCACUUAUUAAUAGAGUAUAAUGUUACAAAAUGCAAACCGUCCUACGUUAUAAUGUCAAUAAUGCUGUUUAAUUUAGCAUUUUUUCUGUAUCUAUUUAGUAAUUUUUAUUCAAAAACAUAUAAAGAAGCGAAUGUAGUAGCUAAUGGAAAAACAAAGAAUGUAGAUUAAGCAUAGAUAAUAAAGCUUUAAAGUAUAGACACAUCAUAAAUUGUCUUUUUUACCUUUAGCUUAUGUUCAACCGAUUCUCAUGCGGCUAUGGAUCAAUGGAUUUUUCAUACAAUGUGCGGUUUUUUUGCAUCGGAUCAUAUCGCAUAAGAUUUAAAAAAUCAUGAAGUGAAGACACAGUGAAGAUUUACUGUCUAUUAAGACAUUACCUUUCCUCCAUGCAAUGAACAAUAUAA